Molecule: messenger RNA, 393 nt
Organism: Colletotrichum graminicola M1.001
Lineage: Eukaryota; Fungi; Ascomycota; Sordariomycetes; Glomerellales; Glomerellaceae
Exons: 1
Coding region: 1-393 (130 amino acids)
Source: RefSeq, a predicted model, not a curated record
AUGCAGAUUACCAACACCCUCAUGACCCUGGCCCUUCUGGCUAUGGGCAUCAACGCCGCACCUCUGAACAUCAACAUGGGCGCAUACUCCCCUGCCUUGGUGGUUGGUGAUGGUGCGCUCACGUUCGGAGGCGAGGAAGCGGCACCGGCCGCAGGCGCUGAGGGAGGUGCUCAACGCCAACUUGCUAGACGUCAAGACGCUGGCGACAAGAAGGUUGAGAAGAGACAGAGUGGGUUUGAUCGUGCCCUGACGUUCGCCGAGGCCGCUCUCACGAAGGGUCCCGACAUCGAGCUCGGAACCGGAGAGGGCGGUGCCGGCGUUGGUAUCAAGAUCGACAACAACCCUAAGCCCGCUGCCGGCGGUGCGGCAGGUGGUGCGGCAGGAAGGGAAUAG